AUGGGCAACCAGGAGGCGAAGCAAAAGAAAGCUGCGGCAGCAGCAUCGGCUAACGGAAGCUAUCCUUCACUGGAUGAAGGAUGGAGAGAGGGAGGAGGGGACUCCACGAAGAAGGGGGGAAAGAAACUCCACGGUAAGCACGGAGGUGGCGGAGGCGGGCUGCAUGGCCAAGGACCGGGAAAGAAGAAAAACAAAUCUGAGACCAAGUCCUCCGUUUUCUCCAUCCGGAAGCGAAAGGGCAACCUGAAGGCGAGGGCAGACCCAUGCUCCUCCGUCACGGGCUCCAAGGAGGACGUGUUGCUCUCUCAGCAUGACGAACCGGACUACACGAAAACACCUGACAUGUCUGGGGAUGAGCUUGGACCGUCGGACACCGAGGCUGAAAGGAAGAAGAAACCGGAGCCAGGGGAAAAAAAGGAUGAAGAGAAACAGGAGGUGAAGCAGGAGGUGAAGCAGGAGGUGAAGCAGGAGGUGAAAACCUCGACAGCAGAGGAUGGAGGGCAGAAGCCGGGCAGCGCCGGGUCGGACACGGAUAUCUACAGCUUCCACUCGCCGGCUGACCAUGAGGAUCUGCUCGCGGACAUCCAGCUCGCCAUACGGCUCCAGCACCAACAGCAGCACGGGGGGGUGACUGCAGCCGGGGAGGUGCAGGGAGGAGGAGACAAGGACCCGAGCUGGGAAGGAGAGGGGAGGAGGAAGCAGAGCAUUGGAGACGUUACAUUAACUCCUCCUGAGGUGCUUGACCUGAGUCCAGAACUGGAGUAUGGGUCCGAUGCCCUGUCGUUCCUGGAGGCGGGACCUCCGCCUGACCCGGACCGGCAGCCGACCCCACGCCCCCCCUCCGAGAGGAGGGAGGAGGCGGAUGGGGUGGAGUGUCCAGAGCUCAAUGGGAAGGGGCAGAGCGAGAGAGAGACCUCUCUUUGUGUGGCCACGGGCACAAAGGAGCAGCAGCCCCCUCCCACAGCCGUCACCAUGGCUACCAACGGAGGGUGGGGGGCGGCAGUCAGCCCGGUCGCCAUGACGACCGGUGGUAACAGCUUCCCCGAUUGCACAUUUGACAGCGCUGGGAAUUCCACAGAGGAUGCAGAGGAGGCAGGAAGUGAGGGAGAGGAAAGGGAGCCCGGCGUGGAUGUAGAUCCCAGGUCUCCGCCCGCAGGAAGCCCCCACAAGAGCCCUGAAGCCACCGACGGGCUGAGCUCAGGGAACGUGUUCGAUGAAGGCGAGGGUCAGCUGGGCUCGGGUACCAGCGCCGAGUCCCUGGAGGACUGCUUGAGCGCUGGGUCCGAAUCCAACGGCUCCUCCACCUCCGCUGCUGCUGCCGGCUCCAGGGCCUCCACCUCCUCGCGGUGCAGGAGGAGCACGCUGCCUCCCCAGGAGAGCCCCACGCUGGCCCAACGACUGCUCAGGUCCAGCCACUCCUCCACCUCCUCCACCUCCUCUAUCACGAUGGUGAAACCCUACCCUCCCAUCUUCCCUUCCUACGUCAAGACCACCACAAGACAGCUCAGCUCCCCGGCGCUGUCCCCCUCCCACAGCCCCCUGUCCCCCCGCAGAGCCCAGCAUCACCUCCACAGGACGAUGGGCCAUCAGGUGCGCAGGCAGCGCUCUCGAAGCCUCGCCGGGACCCUGAGCCGCUCGGCCGACUGGACGGAGGAGCUGGAGAGGAGGCUGAGGAGCAGGGAGGAGGACGGAGGAGGGUCGGGGGAACAUCUGGUGGGCCACAGAGGAGGAGGCAGCCAGCCCCUCUGUGCUACCACGCGGUCUCACAGCGGGCAGGUUUCCACCUGCGGCUUCCAGGACGUCUUCACAGGGCGAACUCUCCUGGAGAGGCUGUUCCAGCAGCAGCAGCAGCGGGAGGAGGAGCCGGAGGAGGCCAAGAGGCUCUGCUCCAGGGUCUUGGCCAUGGGCCUCCUGUUGCCCUUCACUGACUGCUUCAGGGAGCAGCUGGGAGGAAGCCCCACCCACAUCGCCUCACCAGCAUCAGCCAAGUUCAACCAUGACCAGCUGUACACGUGGGCAGCCGUGAACCAGCCGCCUCACUCCCUGGAGGCCCUGGAGGGGAAACCACCGGGGGGGCCGCUGAAGGGGCCCUGGCUUCCAGUCCGGCCAGGUGGAGACAACAGGGCCGUCUUUAAACCCACAGAGGCAGAAGACAGUCAAGAACACCAUGCCGCCAUCUUGGAUUUCACGCAGCAACAGAAGGAGAGCCUCGUGGAGGAGCGCGUCCUUCCUUCAACCAAGCUGAAGGAGAAGCACAUCAGCGUCAUCCUGCAGCUGGAGCAGACCAUCGAGGACCUCCAGACUAAGAUCACUGAGCUGGAGCAGCAGCCCCUCCCCCUGGACCCCGACGGCCCGAAGCCCGCCCCCUCCACCACGGACCGGGAGUGCGGGGGCGAGGAGGGGCUGCUGAGGGCGGUGUGCGACGCCCACCUGCAGACGGAGGCGGCGACCCCUCCGGGCGGCCUGGAGGCCAAGUCGGUGCAGACGUCGCCCAUGGACGGAGGCUCCGCCUUCAGAGGGCCUGAGCCGGGCGGAGCCAACGACUCCCUGCAGGAUGGCUCCACGUGUUUGUGUCAGCCUCCACCUCCACCUCCACCUCCUUUACACGGACAGAUUGUGGCACCUCCUCCCCCGCCACCUCCUCCCCCGCCACUACCAGGAGGCGAAAUGUCCGCUCCUCCGCCUCCACCCCCAUUACCCUUUGGUUUAGCAGCUCCUCCACCUCCACCUCCAUUACCCUUUGGUUUAGCAGCUCCUCCACCUCCACCCCCAUUACCCUUUGGUUUAGCAGCUCCUCCACCUCCACCCCCACCUCCUCCACUUCCAGGUGGCCUUGCUCAACCCCCACCCCCUCCUCCUCUCCCUGGCGGCAUUGCUCCACCUCCGCCUCCACCAUUACCAGGAAUAGGAGGCCCACCUCCUCCACCACCGCCACCUCCAGGCUGCGGGCCUCCUCCACCCCCUCCUCCACCGGGAGUCUUCGGUGUUCCCGCAGCUCUCCCAGGAGCUCUGGGGUCCCUGCCGCCUCCUCUGCCGUUCGGGCUGUACGCUCUGGGUCUGACCCAGGAGAAGCCCGCCAGGAAGGCGGUGGUGGAGCCGCCCAGACCCAUGAAGCCCCUCUACUGGACCCGGAUCCAGCUGAACACCAAGAAGGAGGUUUCUUCUUCGUUGGUGUGGGAGACAAUCGAGGAGCCCGACAUGGACUUCGAGGAGUUUGUGGAGUUGUUCUCCAAAACAGCCGUGAAGGAGAAGAAGCAGCCGCUCUCGGACACCAUCACCAAGUCCAAGGCCAAGCAGGUCGUGAAGCUCCUGAACAACAAACGCUCUCAGGCGGUGGGAAUCCUCAUGUCCUCGCUGCAUCUUGACAUGAAAGAUAUCCAGCAUGCCAUCCUGAACUUGGACAACACCGUGGUGGACCUGGAGACCCUGCAGGCCCUGUACGAAAAUAGGGCGCAACAGGAGGAGCUGGACAAGAUUGAAAAGCACAUCAAGGCCUCCAAGGACAAGGAUAACUCCAAACCUCUGGACAAGCCAGAGCACUUUCUCCACCAGCUCUCCCUGAUCCCCAACUUCUCCGGCAGAGUCUUCUGCAUCCUCUUCCAGUCCAGCUUCUCUGAGUGCAUGUCGUCCAUCACGAAGAAGCUGGACACGCUGCAGAAGGUUUGCAAGGCGUUGCAGGACAGUCCCACGGUGAAGCGGGUUCUCGGCCUGAUUCUGGCUUUCGGGAACUUCAUGAACGGCGGCAAUCGAACCCGAGGCCAAGCGGAUGGCUUCACCCUCGACAUCCUGCCCAAGCUCAAAGAUGUCAAGAGCAGCGACGGCAUGAAAAGUCUUCUGGCUUACAUCGUGGCCUACUACCUCAGACAUUUCGAUGAGGAUGCUGGCAGAGAGACGUGUGUGUACCCUCUCCCUGAGCCUCACGACCUGUUUCAGUCAUCACAAAUGAAGUUUGAAGACUUUCAGAAAGACCUGAAUCGACUCAAGAAAGACCUGAGAGCGUGUACAUCAGAAGUGGAGAAGGUGUGCAAGGUGUCCGACGAGGACAACCUGCAGCCCUUCAAGGACAACAUGGACGACUUCCUGGCUCAAGCUAAAAGUGAGCUGGAGACUCUGGAUGCUCAACUCAGCAGCACUCACAAUCUGUUCCUGGAGCUCACGGUGUUCUUCUCCGUGAAGGCCAAGUCGGGAGAAAAAGAGCCUUCGCCCAACACUUUGUUCUGCGUCUGGCACGAGUUCUCCUCUGACUUCAAGGACCAGUGGAAGAAGGAGAACAAAGUCAUGCUCAAGGAGAGGUUAAAAGCAGCAGAAGAGUCGUUCCGACAGGCGAAGGAGAAGGCUACCUACAGCGUCAAACCAAAACACGCCUCUGGCAUCAAAGCCAAGCUUGGCAUGAAGAUUUGACUCAGUCGACGUGGAGUGCUUGUUUUUCCUAACUUUGGACACCAGCCGGGGGUCCCCCAAAUACAAAGGACAGAAGAGUCAAAUGAAGGGACGUAAGUGGAGCUGAGCCUCCACGCUGGACAUGUUGUUGUAUUGAUUUAUGUCGUGCUCUGGCAGCUUGAUCCCUCACGCUGCUCUCUGGCUGGAUGCAGCCUGCGGGGCCACCAGGCCCCAGGAAUCAGGUCUGGACCCCUAUAGCAGACGUCACCUGGAAUAAUAAGACUAAAAGAGAAAUGUACACAGCAAGAAAUGUCUCAGAGCGUUCAACAAAACCCAUAAAUAGAGUCCAAACGGGCCAUAUAUAAUUAAAUCUUAAGGAUUAUGAUGUAAAACCAUCAACAUUCACAUCCACAGGUGUGUCUGUGCAGUAUAAAGUUCUGUGGACGAGAGCCAGAGCAUCAGGAGGACGUAACAGGACCAGAGUUCAUCCGCAGUGACACUGGUGGAAGCACAAAUAUGCACUCAGUGUCACUUUAUCACACUCUUCAUUGGGGAGACACACGCUUGAUGGAGUUAGUUCUGAUACAUCAACGUCAGCAUGCGACGUGACGAGUGGGGCCAGUUGAAAAGAAAAGCUUUAUGUUUUUGUUAAAUCAUUUUUCUUGACUUGUUGGUUCAAGAUUAAACUUUUUUCCCCACUUUUUCCCAUACAAAUCCACUCCGACCGCUUUAAUCCAAUCUCAAAAGUCCCUUUUAGAGUAUUUUUGUUUGAUGCUGUAGAAUGUUAUUCCUAAAAUGGCUGUUGGCCUAUAUCUAUUUGGUAAAAAUGAUUAUUCACCAUAAACUGAUUUAACCCCUGAAUGCAAUAAACCAUCGCAGCACAUUGUAGGCACACUAGCACGUCAAUGACAAGUCUGACUCAUUCUAGGUUGUUGAAUUCAUCUUCAUCCAAAGUCUUAAUAUUUGGCCCCCAUCAGAUAUCAGCACAAUAAUAAUGUGUUUUUUUUAUUCUACACAUUCAAAACGAUUUUAGAGGAUUGUGCAGUUGUGGUAAAGAGUAUUUUGUGGGGAGUGUGGCGCAUUAGGAGCAAACACACAAAGCCAGCUGGCUCAACACAUCAUCACUCCCAACCUGCCCAAUACCAGCGCUUCAGUACCACGAGUCAGUCGGACGUGCACCGUGUCUUCCCAAAAACAACUCCAUUGUUCACAGGAAAACGCAGUUUACAUUCAAUUUAGUUUAUUUUGUAUAGCCCAUUAUCACAAAUUAUAAACUCCCCUCAGAGGGCUUUACAAUCUGUACAUAGACAUCCCUCACCUGGCCCGCUGCCGUUGAGAUUGCAGUGAGACGCGGAGAAAAUGUGGAGUGGUGCUCUUCGCAAUAAAACCUCUUUGAUGGGACGUGUCGAGUCUCGGCCAAUCAGCGUUAAGAUGUCGACAGCGUUUGGGGGGUUCGGGUUAGCUUGAAUGUUAGCCCGCUACAUCUGCUGCUGUCACGCUGCACGGUGUAGCGAUGCUAACAAAGUACCCGUACGUUAAACACUAUAUGAUUUUGCAUAUUUUUAGUAUCAAUACUUCAUUAAGAGAGCGUGCGAUCAGAUCAGGCUUCAUCAAACAACGUGGAUGUGGUGUGGUGACAAAAAAAGAAAGUCACCUGCACCCCCCCCCCCAUGAGUUUGUAGGUCUGAUUUAGGCACCCCUGCGAUCGUCACACUUGUUCUGUUACAAACUGACCCCGGCCCCCAUCAGAGAAGGGAAAAGUUAUGUGGCCCCUCAGGAAAAAGUGUGCAGACCCCGGUGUAUGACAAUAUGUACACACUAUAUUUUCAAUAUAAACUUCUGUGUUCCGCAGGAAGUGAACCGUUUCUGUUCAUUAGUCUUUUUUUCAAAAUAAACCAACGUAGGUUUACUUAAGCGGCAAAACUCCUCAUUUUGGUUUGGAAAAAGAUCGCGGUUUGGGGUCAAAACACGAGCGUUUGUUUUGUUUGAUUGGCGUCAGUUAACGACUUAAGUCACGUAACAAAACUAUGGUGAAGUAAGUCAACUCAUCUUGACUUCGCUCACACGGAACACACACGUCGGUCUCCUGGGUGAAAGUCCUGCGUUGACCCCUCCGACCUCCACUCUCACCUGUAUGGAAACAUUCUCGCUCUUUAAGCUGACCGCCCAUCAGGGGCGUGGCCGGGCGCACAUGGCUGCUUUGAGUGUAUCAGACGGCGAGGGGCACCGACUGAGCGUUCGUAUUUCCCGUGUGGGUCGUCUUCUCUGGAUAGGAAUCUUAAAAUCUCAGCAGCCAAUGAGGUGCGAGACUGAGCGGCCCUGUGGACACCCAGUGGUGAUGCGCUCGCAUUAACAGCUUCAACAUGCUCCGUGGAAGAAGUGACCAUUGGGCCACCGACGCCUCCUUUUAAAAUGCAGCAGCACAUCGCCUCACCUCCAUAUCGGCGCUCUCUACUUGCACACAGCUGGUUUUAAUUCCACUUUCUGCUCCUCCCGUCAGACUUUAGUCCCUCAGUAGAAAAAACAAACUCAAUAUGCAUUCGUGCCUGUAAACUCACACGUGUUAUUUUAACGUACUGUAUGUUUAAUGAUACGAGAUAUCAUUCCAGAUAUACUAUGGGGAGUGUGUGUGUGUGUGUGUGAUUGUUCUCAUCAGCUGGUUGCAGUUGAAAGCCAUUUAACGACGAGUGUGUAUAGUGCAUUAAAUUACAGCUAUUGAACUGUGUUGCCGAACUGUUCCAGUAUUGUGAGACACGCUUUGUGUUUCUUUCUUUGAUGUCAUUUUCUGCUGGCCGGCAUGACGCUCUCAACAUGGACUUUGAAGCGUGAAGAGUUUCAUGUGCAACACAUGUUUUACGUAUACAUGAAGAGGAUGCAUGGGGUCUGACAGACGUGUAUUUUAUGUAAAAUAAAGAAAGAGAAUUCUGCAUUCUA
Molecule: messenger RNA, 7314 nt
Organism: Pseudoliparis swirei
Lineage: Eukaryota; Metazoa; Chordata; Actinopteri; Perciformes; Liparidae
Gene: fmn2b
Product: formin 2b
Exons: 20
Coding region: 1-4401 (1466 amino acids)
Biological process (GO): actin nucleation; intracellular transport
Cellular component (GO): cytoplasm; nucleus; endoplasmic reticulum membrane
Molecular function (GO): microtubule binding
Source: RefSeq, a predicted model, not a curated record